Molecule: messenger RNA, 1003 nt
Organism: Ostrea edulis (European flat oyster)
Lineage: Eukaryota; Metazoa; Mollusca; Bivalvia; Ostreida; Ostreidae
Exons: 3
Coding region: 36-764 (242 amino acids)
Source: RefSeq, a predicted model, not a curated record
GUUCUGUAUCCAAAGACCUGUUAGAUUCUAAGACGAUGGAUUCCCUUGGUGUACUUGUACUUUUGGCGGUAGGAUGUUUGCUGCCGUCCCUCAUCUUAGCUCACGGUCGUCUGAUCAUGCCUCCGUCCAGAAGCUCCAUGUGGAGAUACGGGUUUCCUACCCCCAGGAACAACAUGGACAUGCAGCUCUGGUGUGGAGGAAAAUGGAAUCAAUGGGGUCAUAACGGAGGGAAGUGUGGUGUAUGUGGGGACCCUUACCAACAGAAACCACGUGAAAACGAGGCUGGCGGAAAAUACGCCACGGGCAUCAUUUCCAAAUGUUAUCCUUACAAUUCAUCUGGACAAACAGUGACCAUUAAGGUCGAAUUAACAGCCAAUCAUCUGGGUUAUUUCGAAUUCAGACUGUGUGAACAUAACGACACAAGUACUCCGAUAUCACAGUCCUGUUUAGACGGGAACCUUCUGAGAUUUUCGGACAACACCACGAGAUAUAACGUCCGAGACGGUGUCUACGGUGUGAUCAAUCUUCAGCUGCAAGUUCCGGCUACAGUUCUGUGUACUCAGUGUGUGCUGCAAUGGAAGUACAACACAGGUAACAGUUGGGGCUGUGACGGAGGUGGAUGUGGAAUGGGUCGCGGCAUGCAGGAGCAGUUUUACGGAUGCGCAGACAUUGCCAUUCUUCGAAGCUGCGAUCACUUCACUGGACUCGAACACCAUUCAAUCUUUCCCAAUAUCCCAAAUUUUUUCAUAGGGAACAUAUUUUAAAGGAUAUGUGUCUAUAUGACGCUCAAAAGGAUUCACUCAUCUGUGAUACAAGAUUUCAUACUGGCAUAGCCAAAGACAUAUACAUGCAAGAUAUCAUUUCCUAUUUUUUGCAAUGUUAUUCUCAUUUUAACAUGUCUGUCUAGUCAUUAUACGCCAUUUAAAGUUUGACACAAAAUUAUUUGAUUUUUUUUCGUGGUUUGUUCGUUGAUCGCUUUAAGAAAAUAAAGAAGUACAGUGCA